UGUUGACCAACUCGGCACCAUCCAAUGUAGCCAUCUAAUUGUACAUGUAUGUCAAACUCGUCUGGCAAUGUUAACGAGCUGUUACUGAGCUGUUGCACUUUACUGACCAACUCGCCCUUGCUUUUAAGGUCGAGUGGUAUUUAACAUACACGUGUGUGGUUGAUGACCGAAAGUGUUGCACAAUCAUUUCUCCCCAAUAAUUUAAUAUCGAGAUUAAAACUAGAAUAACGGAAAACAGGUGUAUUGAUCAACAUGGAGUAUUUAGAUCAACAACAGACGAGUACUGAAGGAACUAUUUUGUGUUGCCAGUGCGGUACCCCAAUCCAGCCCAACCCGGCUAAUAUGUGUGUAGCUUGUCUACGAACACAGGUUGAUAUUACUGAAGGAAUCCCAAAGCAAGCUACCAUCUACUUCUGCAAAUCAUGUGAGAGAUAUCUUCAACCUCCUGCCCAUUGGGUAAAGUGUUCCUUGGAGUCGAGAGAACUUCUUGCUUUAUGUCUCAAGAAACUCAAAGGCCUUAGUAAGGUGAGACUGAUCGAUGCUGGUUUCAUAUGGACUGAGCCGCAUUCUCGUCGUAUCAAGCUGAAGCUGUCGAUCCAGAUGGAGGUUAUGGGCGGGGCCAUCUUAGAGCAAGUCUUCGUCGUGGAGUUUGUCGUCAGCACUCAGAUGUGUCCUGAUUGUCAUCGAGUUGAAGCUAAGGACUUCUGGAAAGCUGUUGUCCAACUCAGACAGAAGACGUCUCACAAGAAGACCUUUUUCUACUUGGAGCAGUACAUCCUAAAGCACAGCAUGCAUGUCAAAACGCUCAACAUCAAGCAACAUGACGAAGGACUUGACUUCUUUUACACUACUAAGGAUCAUGCUCGGAAGAUGGUGGACUUUCUUAUGAAUGCUGUACCAUGCAGAUACAAGACGGCACAGCAGUUGAUAUCUCAUGAUAUUCAUAAUAAUACAUACGUCUAUAAGUACACCUUCUCUGUGGAGAUUGUGCCUGUAUGUAAGGAUGAGAUUGUUUGCCUGCCUAAGAAGGUAGCAAGGUCGCUGGGUAACAUUGGACAGCUAGUUCUCUGCACCAGAGUUACUAGUGGCUUACAGUUUAUCGACCCUCUUACAUUACAAGUCGCUGAUGUUUCUGCCUCCUCAUUCUGGCGUAGUCCUUUCAGUAGUUUGUGUGACAACCCUAAACAUUUGACUGAAUUCACCGUCCUGCAAGUAGAGAGGAUCGAGGAGAAGGAACAACCCCAUGUGGCUGGCCAUGGCUCAAGAUCAAACAAGCAUUUACUGGCUGAUGUGUGGGUGAUGCGUACUCAGGAUAUGGGUGUAUGUGAUACUCAGUAUCAUUGCCGUAGCCAUCUCGGGCACCUGCUGCGUGCCGGGGACCUGGCAAUUGGCUUUGAUUUCACCCGAACCAACGUCAACAAUUCGUACCUUGCAGAGAUGAGAGCUGAUUUACUUCCUGAUGUCGUUCUGAUCAAGAAAUACUACGGCAAUCGUCAGAAGCGUAAUCGUAAACGCAACUGGAAACUGAAGAUGCUCCGUAAGGAUGAGGAGGGAGUGAAUACUGACAAAGCAGACAGGGAUUACAUGGGUUUCCUCGAAGACCUUGAAGAGGAUACAGAUUACAGAAAGAAUGUCAACAUCUACUUGGAUCGUGAUAAGGACAUUGCCGUGGAAUCAAGUGACGAGGAUGAUGCUCCUCGUAUCAGUCUACAGGAGAUGCUGGAUGACUUGCGUCUUACUGAUGCAGAAGAUGAUCAGGAGAAUAUGGAAGGUGGAGGAGCAGCCGGAUCAAUGGCUACAGCUUAAGAUGUUAAGAGCAAGUUCGAGUGUGCACAAUGGUUAACUAAAGGUUGACUAUUUCGACUCGGUGUGGUCGACCAUUUGGAA
This is a messenger RNA of Asterias rubens (European starfish), 1887 nucleotides long. RefSeq names its product 60S ribosomal export protein NMD3-like. Gene Ontology annotation, cellular component: cytoplasm; nucleus. The record is from RefSeq and is a predicted model, not a curated record. NCBI's taxonomy places the organism in Eukaryota, Metazoa, Echinodermata, Asteroidea, Forcipulatida, Asteriidae. The transcript has 12 exons. Bases 253 to 1806 code for a protein of 517 amino acids. Gene Ontology annotation, biological process: ribosomal large subunit export from nucleus. Gene Ontology annotation, molecular function: ribosomal large subunit binding.